AUGGCCAAGUCGUAUGGCCCUGUAAUGACCGUGUGGAUGGGGCCAUUGCCUGCGGUAAUUCUCACCGGCCAAACUGCAAUCUGGGAGGCGCUGGUAAACCAAGCCUCCAAUUUCGCAGAUCGCCCAACGAUUUUCGCGCUGCAGUACACCACCGCAAACUUUAAAACUACCCUUGCUUCUCCCUGCAAUGAACGUUGGACUCAGCUCAGAAAGCUUCUCCACAACAAUGUUCUCAGUCCCUUCCACGUUGCAAGCCAGACCACUUCACAUCAGGCAUGUCUCGCUGAUCUCUUCAACACCAUAGCAAUGGAGGAGGAGGCAAAUGACGGCGUGGUGAGGCCUUUAGAAGCUUUGAAAAUGAUGGCAGUGAAUUUUUUAGCCCUAUUAUGCUUUGGCCCUGAUUUCCAAGACCAGGGUUUGCUCGUCAUGCUGAAUGAAUUAGUUGUUGAAAGUAUUAGGUUAAGUGAUGAAAGAGAUAAUGUUCUGCUGAAUUCAUUUCCUUAUACUCGCUACUUUAUUCCUUCAUCAAAAAGAGCUGUGAAGAAGUGGAAGUCUCACCGAGCUGCUAUUCUGCAGCUGUUAUUGCCUUUGAUUCAAUUUGCUCGCAGUGAUCGGGUAUACUUCAAGCAGAGUGCUUCCGAUUGCUAUUUGAAUUCUUUGCUUUCCGUGGGCGAAGAAGAAGAAGAUGAAGAGAACAAGUUAAAGUUCUCCGAUGAAGAAAUAGCCUUAAACAUGUUCGAGCUCUUUUUUCUCGCAGUAGAUAGCACCUCCACAGCUCUAGAAUGGGCUCUCGCUUAUCUCAUAACCCAUCCUAACAUACAAGAAAGGGCUUAUCAGGAGGUAAGACUAGUUAUGGAUGGAAAAAAAGGUGGGUUGCUAUGUUUGAAGGAUUUGGGGAAGCUGCCAUACUUGCAAGCUGUUGUGAAGGAGACGUUAAGAAAAGAGUCCAUAGCGCCGCUUGCAAUUGUACACCAAACUGUGGAGGAGUGUAAGGUGAUGGGCAUCACUAUACCAGCGAAAUCAUCAGUACUUAUAAAUCUGCACAGUGUCUGCAAUGAUCCUGUAGCGUGGAAAGAGCCUGAUCAGUUUAUUCCGGAGAGAUUUCUUGGCAAUAUGGAUUCUGACAAGGUGAGAAUGUGGUAUCUACCGUUUGGAGCAGGAAGACGAGUAUGUGCCGGAAUGGACCUUGCUAACUUUCAUGUCCCCAUCACUCUUGCCAAUUUAUUGCUUAAAUUUGAGUGGGCAUGUGUGAAGGAAGGGAGUCCUCCGGACCUAACCAGGCAUAUUCCUUCCUUACUCGUGUCUAUGAAAUAUCCAUUGGAGGCUCGCAUAACCUGCCGUUAG
Messenger RNA from Cryptomeria japonica (Japanese cedar), 1344 nucleotides. Its product is annotated as (S)-canadine synthase CYP719A21-like. The record is from RefSeq and is a predicted model, not a curated record. Gene Ontology annotation, molecular function: oxidoreductase activity, acting on paired donors, with incorporation or reduction of molecular oxygen; monooxygenase activity; iron ion binding. Bases 1 to 1344 code for a protein of 447 amino acids. The transcript has a single exon. Lineage: Eukaryota; Viridiplantae; Streptophyta; Pinopsida; Cupressales; Cupressaceae.